GGUCGAUCGGCUGGAUCGCUCGAGACCGCCACCGUGUCGGAUUGGAAGCGCGACUGCCUCCAUGUCCUUGACAGCGUCGUCGCAAAGGAUUCUCGUGUCGUCAUGGUCGGCGCAUCAAUGGGCUUGCAUCUUUCCCUGCUCACCGCCUGCUGUCGCCCUGGUCGGAUCGAGGCCAUUGUCGGCGUCGGUGGUGCCGUCAAUCCAGCCCGACGAUGGGCGGCUCAACAUCUGUCCUGCACCGAGACACCCUCGGGCCACUGCUUCCACUUGCCCUCGCCGUAUGCUCCAGGCGGGUUCUAUCGGCUCAGCAGCGCUCUUUUGGACAGCAACAAUCCCGACAAUCACAUCAGUACCGACGCCCCCGUCUUCUGCACGCUCGAGGCCCUCCACGGCACCGCAGAUUCGGUGGUGCCGGUGUCCGAGGCCCUCGCCCUGCUGGACCUCCAGCAUCCAUCCUUCAUCAACGUCAACGUCGUCAAGGGAGGGGAUCACCGCCUGAGCCGGCCGGCGGACGUUGAUCUGUUGCUGCACUGCGUCGGCUCCAAGAUCCGACAGCUUCCGGACGACAGGAAACUAUGAGAUCCCUGUAUUGCACUCCAACCCAUACGUCACUCCAUGAGCACUCUCAUACAGCAUUCAUUCCCAUACGUCGUCCAUUCCCAUACGGGAUUCCAACCCUGGCUUUGUUGUGUGUCCUCAGCAUGAAGUACAUCAUCGAGCAUUUCGAGGAGGGUCUCGAGGAGUGGUGCGAGCUCGAAUACAGCCAUAUG
This is a messenger RNA of Polychytrium aggregatum, 770 nucleotides long. RefSeq lists its product as uncharacterized. The record is from RefSeq and is a predicted model, not a curated record. NCBI's taxonomy places the organism in Eukaryota, Fungi, Chytridiomycota, Chytridiomycetes, Polychytriales. The coding region runs from base 103 to 579 and encodes 158 amino acids. Gene Ontology annotation, molecular function: hydrolase activity, hydrolyzing O-glycosyl compounds. The transcript is spliced from 3 exons.